Zingiber officinale is the source of this 3259-nucleotide messenger RNA. RefSeq names its product pre-mRNA-splicing factor CWC22 homolog. Gene Ontology annotation, molecular function: RNA binding; protein binding. The transcript is spliced from 10 exons. The coding region runs from base 226 to 2655 and encodes 809 amino acids. Gene Ontology annotation, biological process: mRNA splicing, via spliceosome. Gene Ontology annotation, cellular component: catalytic step 2 spliceosome. NCBI's taxonomy places the organism in Eukaryota, Viridiplantae, Streptophyta, Magnoliopsida, Zingiberales, Zingiberaceae. The record is from RefSeq and is a predicted model, not a curated record.
CCUUAAAAAAAAAAUAUCCAAACCGUCACGAAGCUUUUUCUUGAUUCCUCCUCGCGCCGUCGCUUGCGUUAGGGUUUUUUUUCAUCUCUUCCUUCUCGUCGCCUCCAAGGUACCUCUGACACCUCCGGUCGAUUUCUUGCCUUCACUUUGUGCAUAUUCCGGUCCGUCGGCGUCCCUUCUCGUUCCAACUACGUUAGGAGCUGUGUAUUCGUCCGCGGAUUCCUCAUGGCGGCCGGUUACUCCGACGAUUCCUAUUCCUACGACAGCAGAAGCAGCCAUCGAAGUCACGGAGCUGUCGCCGUGGGUUAUGACCGUCGGAACGGCUACAGUCCACCAGGUGCUAGGGAUUCGAAACCCUUGCGUCAUCUUGAGGAAAGAUUGAGGAGCCGCAGAUCUGAUGGGAGGCGAGAGUUUGACAACGAAGAAAGCGAUCAUGAGAGGAGACGGAAAAGAAGGCGGAGCGCUAGAGAUAGCGAGAGCGACGGCGAGAUGAAGAGGGAAGGGAUGCGGCGUGUUGUUGAUGAUGAGGACAACGGGGUUGAUAAGAGGGACAGGAGGCGGAGUGAAGAGGACGAAGAGGAGGGAAAGAGGGAAAGAAGGCGCUCUGAGAAUGUAGACAGGAGUCCGCGGAGACGUAAGCAUGAAGAUGGUGGCAGAGUCCGUGAUAGAGAUGACCGCCGCAGGGAGAAGAGAGAGGAUAGUCCACCUCGGAGACGAGAUUGCCGCUCAAGAGCACGAAAGGGUACCCCUCGGCGUGAAGACAGUGAAGGAGAAAGUGAUUGGUCGGAUAAGGAAAAAGGUACACGAAGACGGGAAAAUCACAAGGAACGCAAUGAACGCCAUGAAGAAAAACCUGCAGAGGGAGAUAAGUUACCUAACCAGGAGAUAAAGAAGCUAGAUAGUCAGCCUCCACCUAUGCCAGAUUCUAACAUGGGAAGGACGGGGGGUAUUUACAUCCCUCCUCACAGAAUGGCGCAAUUGAUGCGAGAAGUGCAGGAUAAGAGUAGUGAAGCUUACCAGCGACUGAGCUGGGACGCUCUCAGAAAAAGUAUCAAUGGUUUGGUGAAUAAAGUCAAUGCUACCAAUAUCAAGAACAUUAUUCCUGAGCUCUUCUCUGAGAAUUUAAUUCGUGGAAGGGGGCUUUUCUGCCGAUCAUGCAUGAAGUCUCAAAUGGCUUCUCCUGGAUUUACUGAUGUAUUUUCUGCAUUGGUUGCAGUCGUUAAUACUAAAUUUCCAGAGAUUGGUAGGCUUCUUGUGGUGAGAAUUGUCUUGCAACUCAAGAGGGCUUAUAAAAGGAAUGACAAGCCUCAACUACUUGCUGCAACCAAGUUCAUUGCCCAUCUUGUGAAUCAACUGGUGGCACAUGAGAUCAUUGCUCUGGAGCUUCUCACUAUAUUAUUGGAAAACCCUACAGAUGACAGUGUAGAGGUAGCUGUUGGAUUUAUCAAGGAAUGUGGUGCAUUACUUCAAGAUAUUUCACCUCAAGGACUCCAUGGUAUCUUUGAACGUUUUCGUGGUAUACUUCAUGAAGGAGAAAUUGAUAAAAGGGUCCAGUUUCUGAUUGAAGGCCUUUUUGCCAUACGAAAAGCAAAAUUUCAGGGAUUUCCUGCUAUUCGUCCAGAACUGGAUCUUGUUGAGCAAGAGGACCAAUUUACUCAUGAGAUAUCACUUGAUGAAGAGAUUGAUCCGGAGACUAAUCUUGAUGUUUUUAAGGCAAAUCCUAAUUUUCUUGAAGACGAGAAGGCAUAUGAGAAUCUGAAGAAAACCAUUCUUGGGGAUGAGUCUUCUGAUGAUGAAGAAGAUUCUGAUGCAGCUUCAGAGGAUGAAGAUGAAGAUGAAGAAGAAUCUGAGGAAGAGGAUGAUGAGAUGAUGAAGAUAAAAGAUGAAACCGAGACAAAUCUUGUCAAUUUGCGAAGAACUAUAUAUCUUACAAUCAUGUCAAGUGUUGAUUUUGAGGAGGCUGGACAUAAAUUGUUAAAAAUCAAACUUGAGCCUGGUCAGGAGAUGGAAUUAUGUAUUAUGUUGCUGGAAUGCUGCAGCCAAGAGAGAACAUACCUACGAUAUUAUGGUCUUCUUGGGCAGAGAUUUUGCAUGAUUAACAAAGUUCAUCAAGAAAAUUUUGAGAAAUGCUUUGUUCAGCAAUAUUCUAUGAUACAUCGUCUUGAAACUAAUAAAUUGCGCAAUGUAGCAAAAUUCUUUGCUCACUUGCUUGGAACGGAUGCACUUCCUUGGCAUGUGCUUGCUUAUAUACGGUUGACUGAGGAAGACACAACUUCCUCUUCUCGAAUCUUCAUUAAGAUUCUCUUUCAGGAAUUGUCUGAGCACUUAGGAAUUCGUUUACUUAAUGAGAGACUCAAUGAUACUACUAUGCAAGAUUCAUUUGAGUCUAUAUUUCCCAAGGAUAACCCUAAAAAUACAAGAUUUUCCAUCAACUUUUUCACAUCGAUUGGGUUGGGUGGUAUCACUGAAAACCUGAGAGAAUAUUUGAAGAACAUGCCAAGACUAAUUAUGCAACAACAAAAAUCAGUAACUGAUUCGGAAGAUGAACCUGAAAAUUCUAGCGACUCAAGCUCCCAGUCAGAUUCUGAGUCGGGAUCUAGUUCAGAUGAAAGUGAAAGGAAUAGGAGACGCUCCAAGAAGCAGAACAGGAACUGAAUUAUAUCUGAUAACUGAAAAUGGAGUGGAGAAGCUUAUAUCUUUUUGUGAAGUCGUGGGAAGAUGGAUGCGAGCGAUGAGUCAAGAGGGGGUGUUCUCCAGAUACUAUUGAUAGUAUGUUAUAUCUUAGUAACUGGAAAUUUCAGUCGGUUAUCUGAUUUUCUGACCAAUUCUUCCAUAAAGGAAGAAGACGGCGCUUGAACUGCUCAAGUGAGGAUUACAGUUAGAGAAGGAUUCUCCAUGAAAAGUCCAUGCAUCAGAUUUUGUCAUCACGCAACGGAGCGUUGACCUCAAAUUACCCCUCAAAGUUUAAUAUGCUGUUUGUUUUAUAGAUGCCUUGCUGAGGUAUGAUCGUGUGGUGAUGUUAUUUUCUGAUCGGAGGGAUUUCAGAAUCAGCAACUUGCUUGUAGGGUAACAUAUGCUUCAAAUUCGUCCCAGGAAAUGGCCAUUGUAAUUUUCAUACUAGAGAAUUUGGAUAUUUGCCUAGGCGUUUGGUUGAUUCGCUAUAGUCGCACAGCGAAAUGCGUGCUUGUGAUUUCUCAUUGUUCUAGUUUUGCAGUAAUCACCGGUCUUGGAUACUAAAUUUGUUUGCAGAUUUCUCCGA